CCUCCGAGAGCUUCCCCAUCGCCCUCAAAAGCCGGUGCCGCGCUGCGGUGGAAGGUGCUGCUGUCCCCAGCAUGGCUGAACUGUCCUGGCGCCUCACGUCCCUGCUGCUGCUCUGGGGCUGCCUCUGCCCGGCCGCCCUCGCCGGGCUCUACUUCAGGGAAGGGCAGCACUGCUACAAGCCGGCCGCGCGCAAGGCCCCUGGGCUGAGGACCUACCCCCGCCCGCACGAGUACCUGGACGUGUCUGCGCUGCCCCAGAGCUGGGACUGGCGGAACGUGAACGGCAUCAAUUACGCUAGCACCACUCGGAACCAGCACAUCCCGCAGUACUGCGGCUCCUGCUGGGCGCACGGCAGCACCAGCGCCUUGGCAGAUCGAAUCAACAUAAAGAGGAAAGGCGCAUGGCCUUCUGCAUAUCUCUCUGUUCAGAAUGUGAUUGACUGUGCUGAGGCAGGAUCCUGUGAGGGUGGAGACCACUCAGGUGUUUGGACGUAUGCCCAUGACCAUGGCAUUCCAGAUGAGACCUGCAACAACUACCAAGCUAAGGAUCAAACGUGUAAGAAGUUUAACCAGUGUGGAACUUGUGUCACUUUUGGAGAAUGCCACGUGAUAAAGAACUACACUCUCUGGAAAGUUGCUGACUAUGGGUCUGUCAGUGGAAGAGAAAAAAUGAUGGCAGAAAUCUAUACUAAUGGACCAAUUAGCUGUGGCAUAAUGGCUACUGAAAAGUUGGAUGCUUACACUGGAGGACUUUACACAGAGUACCACCCCUCACCUGUGGUCAAUCAUAUUGUGUCUGUGGCUGGUUGGGGUGUAGAAAACGGCACAGAAUACUGGAUUGUUCGUAACUCGUGGGGUGAACCCUGGGGUGAAAGAGGGUGGCUGAGAAUUGUGACAAGUGCAUAUAAAGGUGGAAGAGGAGCUGACUACAAUCUUGCUAUUGAAGAGGACUGUGCAUAUGGAGAUCCUAUACUUCCUUGAUUCUAUAUUGUACAUCUUUCUGCUUAGGAAUGACUUGAUUUGGAAUCUUCCCAGCACAACCUUUUUCUGUUGAAGAAACAGUAGUCUAAAAUGCUUUCACGGUUCAACACUAUCAGGCAGCUUAGCAAAAUCAGCCCAGUGAGCAACACACAGUCUUUACAGUAAGUAGAUACAGAGCUGCCUGCAC
Messenger RNA from Dryobates pubescens (Downy woodpecker), 1167 nucleotides. It is a transcript of the gene CTSZ, whose product is annotated as cathepsin Z. Gene Ontology annotation, molecular function: cysteine-type endopeptidase activity. The transcript is spliced from 6 exons. Bases 72 to 980 code for a protein of 302 amino acids. The record is from RefSeq and is a predicted model, not a curated record. Lineage: Eukaryota; Metazoa; Chordata; Aves; Piciformes; Picidae. Gene Ontology annotation, cellular component: lysosome.